CCACCACAUCCUCGCCUUCUCCCAGCCAUGCCCGCCAUCGCGCUGCCGCCUAGCGUGCCCUCGGCCGCUGCCGGGCCCUCGUCGCAUGCCAACGGCGCGCCCAACGGCGACGCCAAGGCCAAGAACGGGCCCAAGAGCAAGAACGCCAAGCGCAGAGCCAAGAGGAAGGACGAGCGCGCCGCGUCCGAGACGCCUGCGCCCUCCGACGUCGAAAGCGAUGCCGAGUCUGCCUCGUCUCGCAGCACCUCCGUCGCGCCCGCGCCUCCCUCUCUCGAUCUCUCCUCUCUCUCCGCUCCCGCGCCCGACGAUCCAGCAUACGCCACUUGGCUGGCUGUCUCCUCCGCCUUCUCCUCCGCUAGCGGCGGCGUCGACCCUUCCGACCCAGCCGCUCCGUCCAAGGGCGACGUGAUCUACUCAGAUGAUGAUCAGCUCUCCGACUCCGACGCUGACGACGAUGGCGCCCGGGAAGCGAAGGCGGCACUCUCGAAGCGCAAGCUGCGCCGCAUGCAGCGCCUGACAGUGGCGGAGUUAAAGCAGAUGGUGCCGAAACCCGAGCUGGUGGAGGGUGCAGAUGUGACGGCAAACGACCCGAGACUGCUGCUGCAGCUCAAGGCGACGCGGAACGCAGUGCCGGUGCCGCCGCAUUGGAGCCAGAAGAGAGCGUAUCUGCAGAACAAGCGAGGUGUAGAGAAGCCGCCGUACUUGCUGCCUGCCUACAUUGCCGCGACCGGCAUCGCCGAGAUGAAGGAUGCGCUCAAGGAGAAGGAGGCCGACCAGUCACUCAAGGCCAAGACGCGCGAGCGCGUGCAGCCCAAGAUGGGCAAGAUCGACAUUGACUACCAGAAGCUGCACGACGCCUUCUUCCGCUUCCAGACGAAGCCUGAAAGCCUGACGCGCUACGGCGAGACGUACUACGAGGGCAAGGAGUUCGAGACCAAGUUCAAGGAGCGCCGGCCUGGCGAUCUGAGCGAGGAUCUCAAGGAGGCACUCUCGAUCCCGCCACUGGCGCCGCCGCCGUGGCUCAUUGCCAUGCAGCGCUUCGGACCGCCGCCGAGCUACCCGCACCUGAAGAUUGCUGGCCUAAAUGCGCCCAUCCCAGAGGGUGCGCAGUGGGGCUUCCACCCUGGAGGAUGGGGCCGGCCGCCGAUGGAUGAGUUUGGGCGACCCAUCUACGCCGAAGUGAUGGGCACCGACGAGAGCGCGGCGGCACAGGCGCAGCAGGAGGCGCUCGGCGAGCCGAUCAAUCGCGAGCCGUGGGGCGAGCUUGAGCCGGAAGAGGAGGAGGAAGAGGAGGACGACGAAGAGGAGGAGGAGGAGCAAGAUGAGGAGGAGCAGGACGACGGACCUGCCGAUGGUCUCGAGACGCCUCUGCCUUCCGGCCUCGAGACUCCUGGCGGCUUCCAGUCCGUCACUUCGACAGUGCCCGGCGGCCUCGAGACGCCCGACUUCCUCGAGCUGCGCAAGGGCGCUCGCGGCGCGCCCAGCACGCGUGCAGGCACGGCCGAGACGGAGGACCGCGGACCGCGCAGCCUGUAUCAUGUUGUCCCGGAGAUGCAGCGGCAGGGUGGAAGUGGGUUCAUGCCCAGCGACAGAGGAUACGACCUCUCGGGCAUUGCGCGACAGGGCGCGCCUGUGCUGGGCGAGGAGCGCGGCGUCAAGCGCAAGCAAGGCGACGUCGACCUUGCGCUUGCGCCCGAGGAGCUCGAGUCGCUCAGCAAGGAGGAGCUGGCGGCGCGCUACGACGCGGCGCGCGCCAAGAAGGACCGCUUCAAGUUCUGAGCGCGGCGCAGUCCUCUGGCCCCCUCUCACUCGUCCUACCAUCCUCUGCUGUACUUCUACGUGCCUUCUCACACGCCACUCUUUGCACGAGAGAAAUGAGAGGCAAGCACUGCAUUCCUCCUCCUGCCCGCGCGCCCUUCACAUGAGAUCGUCGUCCGCGUCCGAGUCUGCCCCGAUGCGCUCCUCGUUUUGC
Messenger RNA from Tilletiopsis washingtonensis, 1972 nucleotides. RefSeq names its product DUF382-domain-containing protein. Gene Ontology annotation, cellular component: precatalytic spliceosome; U2 snRNP; nucleus. The record is from RefSeq and is a predicted model, not a curated record. Gene Ontology annotation, biological process: mRNA splicing, via spliceosome. The transcript has 4 exons. Lineage: Eukaryota; Fungi; Basidiomycota; Exobasidiomycetes; Entylomatales. Bases 28 to 1779 code for a protein of 583 amino acids.